CUAGUGAAAAUAAGGCUGGGGGGAGAGGAGGUACAAUUUUUAGUCGAUACUGGUGCAACUUAUUCUGUGUUAAAUGACCUGUAUGGGAAAAUAGGGGAUAAGACUACCACAAUAAUAGGGGCCACAGGGAGAGAGGAGGUGCGGUCAUUCAUGCGACCCCUGGAAUUACGGUUUGGGGGAAAGGAAUUGAUACAUGAGUUUCUAUACAUGCCGGACUGUCCUGUUUCCCUGUUGGGACGAGAUUUAUUAUCAAAAUUAAACGCUAAAAUUAUUUUUGAAAAUGGGGAAUUGAUUAUGCAGGUACCGGAAUCACAAUCUGGACAGAUACUAGUGUUAAAGAACAGUCCAAAUGCCCGGAUACCUAGGAAAGUAGAGGAAGCAGUGAUUCCCACAGUUUGGGAAACAGAAAUUCCGGGAAAAUCAAAGGUGGCUCAGCCGGUAGUAGUGGAAUUGAAAGAAGGGGUGAGACCAGUACGGAUAAAACAAUAUCCCAUAAAAUUGGAGGCACGAUAUGGGAUAGUUAAAACGAUUGAGAAAUUUUUAAAGUUUGGAAUUUUAGAAGAAUGUGAAUCAGAAUAUAACACACCAAUUUUUCCAGUAAAGAAACCGAAUGGUGAAUACAGGUUAGUACAGGACCUAAGGGCAAUAAAUGAAAUAACAAAGGAUAUCUAUCCGGUAGUGGCUAAUCCAUAUACAUUGUUGACAUCUGUAAAGGAGAAAUAUAAAUGGUUCACAGUAAUUGAUUUAAAAGAUGCUUUCUUCUGCAUCCCCCUUGACAAAGGUAGUAGGAAACUCUUUGCCUUUGAAUGGGAAAACCCGCACAAUGGACGUAAGACUCAGUUAACCUGGACGAGACUCCCACAAGGAUUCAAGAAUAGCCCGACGGAAGCUUUUAAGAAGCUAAAAGAAGCGUUAAUAAAAGCACCCGCCCUGGGAUUACCGGAUUUAACCAAGGACUUCCAGCUAUUUGUGCACGAGAGACAGAGAUUGGCAUUGGGAGUUCUGUCGCAGAGACUGGGAAGCUGGAAGCGACCAGUGGGAUACUUCUCCAAACAGCUGGAUCCGGUAAGUGCUGGAUGGCCAUCGUGCCUACGAGCAGUAGCAGCAACAGUGACAUUAAUACAAGAAGUAAGAAAAUUGACCUUAGGAAAACAUAUUGAUGUAUAUGUGCCACACAUGGUAAUGACUGUCUUAGAACAAAAAGGGGGGUACUGGCUAUCCCCAAGUCGGAUGAUGAAAUACCAGGCAGUAUUAACUGAACAAGAUGAUGUGACUCUAAAGACGACUAACUUGUUGAAUCCAGCAGCUUUUCUAGGUACAAACACAGAGGACGGCAUAUUAGAACACGAUUGUGUGGAGACGAUUGAAUAUACAUAUGCGACGAGGGCCGAUUUGAAGGAUGCCCCACUUGAGCAACCUGAUCAGGAACUUUUUACUGAUGGAAGCAGUUUUGUGGAAGGUGGGGUCCGUUAUGCUGGGUAUGCAGUAACUACACAAAACGCCCUAAUAGAAGCAAAAGCUCUGCCCCCAGGGACUUCAGCACAACGGGCAGAGAUAAUAGCUCUCACCAGAGCUUUAGAACUGAGCAAAGGAAAGCGGGUAAAUAUAUGGACCGAUUCGAAAUAUGCAUUCGGUGUGGUCCAUAUACAUGGAGCUCUAUGGAAGGAACGAGGGCUCCUGUCCUCACAAGGGACAAAUAUAAAAUACCAAAGGGAAGUUCUGAAUUUAAUAACUGCUGUGCAAUUACCAGAACAGGUGGCUAUCAUGCACUGUAAAGCGCAUCAAGGAGGAAGUUCUAAGAUAGCCGAAGGAAAUACAUUUGCGGAUCGGAUGGCUAGACGAAUUGCACGACAGGUACGGACAGUUAUGGCUCUGAUACCAACGAAGGUAAGCCCAUUACAGAAUUAUAUGAACCAAAAACCAAGAUAUUCAGAAGAAGAUGUUAAAUUGGCUGAAUUAGUAAAGGCUCGAUUGAACUCGGAAGGAUGGUACAUAACCACUACUGGACAAGUGGUGGUACCACCUGCCAUCAUGCGGACAAUUUUACAAACCGAACAUCAAAAAUGUCAUUGGGGGGCAGAGGCAUUGGUAACAUAUUUAAAACUCAAGAGGAAAGUAGAAAUGGGACACAUCAGGGUAGGUAUGGAGCCGGGUGACUAUUGGCAAAUUGAUUUUGUGGAAUUACCCAAGACACAGGGAUACCGAUACUUGUUAGUAGGGGUUGACACUUUUUCUGGAUGGCCAGAAGCCUCUCCCUGUCGCACCAAUCAGGCUAAGGAAACAGUGAAAUGGUUAUUGAAAGAGAUCAUCCCUAGAUUCGGAGUCCCGUUGGGUAUAUCAUCAGAUAGAGGACCGCAUUUUACAUCAACUAUAGUUCAGGAAGUCAGUAAACUGUUAGGAAUAUCCUGGAAUCUUCAUACCCCAUGGAGGCCACAGUCCAGUGGACAGGUGGAAAAGAUGAAUCAAACAAUUAAAAGACAGAUAAGCAAAAUAUGCCAGGAGGCUAAAAUAAAAUGGCCACAGGCAUUACCAAUAGUCCUUUUAAGGAUCAGAAUUAAACCUAGAAGUGGAAUGAUGGUAAGCCCAUAUGAGAUCCUGUUUGGAAAGCCAUAUGAGGCUCCCCAGCCAAACCCACAUGUACAUAUCAAAGGAACUCAGGAUGUACAUAAUUACGUGUUAUCUCUCAGUAGAACUUUGAUCCGGUUGCGUAGUGCCCUGAUCUGGAACCGACCGCUCUCGUUGGAGACUCCAGUACACGAGAUCGAGCCAGGAGACCAAGUCUACGUUCGUGAUUGGAGCGAGGAACCACUUAAGGAACGGUGGAAUGGACCGUACCUGGUGCUGUUAACUACCUUCACCGCUGUAAAAGUGGAAGGAAUUAACUCCUGGAUUCACUACACUAGAGUGAAGAAAGUCCCGAAACAUUGGGAAUCAGAAGCCUUAGGACCUACGAAGCUGAGACUGAAAUGCAGAUAA
Messenger RNA from Strigops habroptila (Kakapo), 2976 nucleotides. RefSeq lists its product as uncharacterized. The transcript has 3 exons. Gene Ontology annotation, molecular function: aspartic-type endopeptidase activity; RNA-DNA hybrid ribonuclease activity; nucleic acid binding. The record is from RefSeq and is a predicted model, not a curated record. Lineage: Eukaryota; Metazoa; Chordata; Aves; Psittaciformes; Psittacidae. The annotation marks the transcript as partial. Gene Ontology annotation, biological process: DNA integration; proteolysis.